Apis cerana (Asiatic honeybee) is the source of this 6442-nucleotide messenger RNA. RefSeq names its product CDK5 and ABL1 enzyme substrate 2. Lineage: Eukaryota; Metazoa; Arthropoda; Insecta; Hymenoptera; Apidae. Gene Ontology annotation, biological process: regulation of cell cycle. The record is from RefSeq and is a predicted model, not a curated record.
AUGGCAGCAGCCUUAAAAAAGAAUCAUUCACGCAGAAGGUUGGCCGCGCUAACAUUUCUUUCGAACAUCUCUCUCGAUGGCAGCCACCGCGACACCAAAUUAGCUGUUCUUUCACGGAAUGGUGUUGCUCAUACACGUACCCUCAGUGAUAGUCAAGCACAUCAAGUUGAUGUUCGUCAAUCUGAUUUGACCGUUUCUACUGAAGAAGUUCUCGAUGACUGUACUGAAGAGCAUUUAAUAUCAUCAUCUACAAAACAAACAAGCUCUCCACAAUUAGUGCCAAAAAGUGGUGAACACAAUUCAUUUAGUUCAAAUUCUGACGGGUUAUUGACUCCUGCAAAGGCAGCAGUGGCUGUAUUCCUAGAACAAGAAAGAAAUUAUCCACAGCUUUCUACAGGAUUUCAUAGUUCAUUCAGAGAACGUACUGGUACAACUGGUAGUGAAUAUUCCUUACCUGAAAGACGAGUUGGUUCUUUACAAUAUAAAAAACGUAUAACUCAUCAAACAUCUACUCUUUCGGAAGAUAUAAAACAUCAAUAUAAUAGUUCCAAUGAAAGCAUUGGUUCUUUACGUUCUAAAACACAAUCUUCAAAAUCAAAAACAAAGACACCAAAUAAUGUACAAUGUAGUUCUGCAAAUAGUGGUAUAAUACCAGAAGUUACAAGAGAAUUACGUUUAAUGCAACGACCUAUAAAUGGUUAUAAAUUUGGAGAUGAUAGAUUAGUUUUGGUGUCUAAUAAGCGUGUGCCAUUUCUAGUAUUUUCUGCUCUUCCAUAUAAUAAAGGACAGAGAUCUAGUUGGUCUGAAUUACGUAAAGAUACAGGGCGAAGAAAAAAUAUUUCUUCACAGAGACCAUUAUCAGCAAUUAACGAUAAUAUUGAUCCCUUUGGUUUAUUGGGUAUAGAGCGUGCUAAAGACGGCCAGGAAAUAUCUUAUGGACAAUUACUUGUUCCAUCCAGACAAUUUCAAAAGGAUAAAAAAUUACAUUUUAGUGAUAAUGAGACGAUAGAACUUAUAUCUAACAAGCAUCCUAUAGUUUCAAGGACAAAAACUAUUACAUGGAAUGUGGAUCACUCUAAAUGGUGUCUAUCAUAUGAUACAGCUACACAUCGUACUCAACAUUUAACACCAGAGUCUCCACCAUUAUCUUUCAAUACUGAUUCUAAAGUUUAUGAUUGGGAUGAACAAUCAUUACAAUAUAAUCCCAAUUUAUUGGAUGAUCCAGAACUUAUAGCUGGAAAGCAUAGAACAUUGCUUACAUUUACAUCAUACAUGGCAUCAGUUAUUGAUUAUGUAAGACCAUCUGAUUUAAAAAAAGAAUUAAAUGACAAAUUUAAGGAAAAGUUUCCACAUAUACAGCUUACUUUGAGUAAGUUAAGGAGUUUAAAACGAGAGAUGAGAAAAAUAGCAAAAAUGGAAUAUGGUAUUGAUCUCUUAACAGUAGCAAUGGCUUAUGUGUAUUUUGAGAAACUUAUUCUUCGAAAUGUUGUUACGAAACAAACGCGGAAAUUAUGUGCUGGUGCAUGCUUACUUCUUGCAGCAAAAUUAAAUGAUGUUAAGGGUGAUGUUCUCAAAUCAUUAAUAGAGAGAAUUGAAAGUGUAUUUCGUUUAAAUCGUAAGGAUUUAAUUACAUCUGAAUUUGCUGUCUUGGUGGCCUUAGAAUUUGGUUUACAUCUUCCAACAUGGGAGAUAUUUCCACAUUAUCAGAGAUUAAUAUAUGAAUCUUGACCUUCUUUUACAUUUCUUUUACGUAGACCCAGAACAUUUUCUUCAUAAAAUUGAGAUUUACAAUGAUAAAACAAUUACGAAAAAAGUACAAUAUAUAGAAUUUUUUUAAUAUCAAACGUACAAACUUAUAAAGAAGAAAAAAGAAUUUAAAAAUGAAUAGAUACAUUAUGGUUACUAACAAAUUUGUUAUUCUAGAAUGUCAUAAAGAAAUAAUAUAUUGGUAAUACACGAUUAUAAACAAUUUAAUAUAACAAUGAAAUAGAUAAGAAUAAUUACAUAAAAAAUAUAAAGUAUUUUAUUUUUUCUUAUUUUAAUUAAUUAAUGGGCUUUAAUUAAUAAGCUCUUAUAUUUAUGAUAAAUUUAUUUAAUAUUUGAUGAAUAUGUUAAUAUGUAUAAUCGUAGAAAAUCUUGUAAUCUUAGAAAAAUUGUAUAAAGUCAUAGUAAUUACAGAAUUGUUUAAAUAUGACGAACUAAAGAAUUAUAAGCGAUAUAUAUUUUUUAAAUUUUAUAAAUAAUUUAAUAUGUUUAAAUUUUUUUAAAUAUUUAAAUUUUAAUUUAUUUUUAAUGUGACUAAAAAAUUAUAUUAUGCAUAGUAAUUGAUACAAUUAAUAAUUUUUUUGAUGAUACAAUAAUUUAUACAAAAAAAAGUUAAUUAUAAAAAACAAUAGUUAAUUUCAAAAACUUAAGAAAAAACAAUAAAUAUUAUAUAUAUAUUUUAGAUCAAUAGAGAUUUAUAACAUAUAAUGAAAUUUUGUUUUCUAAAAUUAAACUCUGAAGUUUGAAUAAAUGAAGGAGUUUUCGUAUCGCAUUUGCAUGUCAUAUUCAUUAAUCAUUUUGUCCAUAAGUCUGAAAUUAGCUUCUGAUUCAAAAGUAGCCAACAGGAUUUAAAUAUUUUUUUGAUUAAAAAAAAUAUAUUUGAUUAAAUUUGAUCAAUGUUUCUGGUUUUAAAUAAAAAUUAAAGAUUUUCAUGUUUUAAAAAAAUCAGCAUUAAAAUUAUACUGUUUUUAAAUAGAAAUACUAAAUAUUUAAAAUUUUAUUAAAAUUUAAAAAUUUUUUUAAACAAAAAUACUGUUGUUUAAAAAUUUUAUUUUAAAUAUUAUAAAAGUUAUUUUAUUUAAAAUUUUUUUUAUUUUUAGAAGUUUUUUUAAUAUAUGAUAAAUAUUAUAUUUUAUUAUUAUUAUUAUUAUUAUUUAAAAAAAAUUAUUAAAUAUCUAUAUAAACAACAAACUGAUAUUAUUGAAUAAUAGGAAAAUGUCUAUAGAAUAUUAAUGUCCAUAGAAUUAUUAACAAAAUAAUUUUUUUUAAUAUGAAAAUUUUUAUAAAAUUAGAAUAUUUUAUUAAUAAUUAUAUUUUUAUUGUUUUUGUAUUAAAUUUGUAAUUUAUUUAAAACAUAUUCAAACAUUUUUUGGAUAUUAAUAGGAAUAAUAGAAAUUAAUUGAAUAUUUAUUAAUUUAUUAAAAUAUAAAUAGUUUUGAUAUAAAAAAGAUUUUACUUAUUUGAUAUAAAUUUUUGUUCUAUUUUAAAUAAAAAUUAAAUUAUCUUUUUUUAUCUAGUCAAAGCAUUGAUAGAAAAUAAUUCAAUUUUCUAAUAUAUAAUGUAAUUUGUAAUGUAUUUGAAUGAAAUUUUAAUGAUAUUGAAUAAUGAAGUUAUAUUCUUACAUGUAUUUAAAGUGCUAUCUUUUUUGAAUUUUCUAAUUUAUAAAUAAUUAUUCGUUAAAGUAAAAAAAUUUUAAACGGUUUUUCAAUUCAUUUAUAUUUGAAAAUCUUUUUUAUGGUACUUUAAAUAUUAUAUUUAAAUUAUUUUGUAAGUAUUUUAAAUUUAUAUUUAUAAAUAAGUAUUUUAGAUACGAAUUAAAAAAGUAUAUAUGCUAAUGAACCAUAUUUGUGAAAGAUAUUUCAAAGUUACAUCCAUAGAAAAUAAUUAUGGACAUUGCUUUUGAUUGAACAAAUUACGAAAAUUAUAUUGUAAAUUAUUUAAAACUUUAAAUGAUAUAUGUUGAUACUAUUAAAUAUUCAAAUUCAAAAUAAAUAUAGACAGGUGCUAUAAAAAAUUAUUACAAUAGAUAUUAAGUCAGAAUCGUACUUAAUAAUAAUUUGUGCGACUUUAGAAUAAUAUUUUCAAUUGUUAUAAAAUUAGUUUUCAUUAUAUAUAAAAAACAAAAAAUUUUCAUUAUUAUUUUCAAAACAAAUUUUAUUAUUUCAUUGUACAGUUUUACUUAUAAUUUUAAAUUUCGAAUUUAUUAGUAAUUUUAAAUAAUGUAAAAAAAUACUUAUAUAUAUAUGUUUCAAAAAAUGCAUAUACAGAAAUACCAGUAUUUACAUAUAUAAUAUUUCUAUAUUAAAUUCUAAUUAAUAAUUCUCUUAUAUAUUGAUGUUAUAUCUUUAUAUUAACUUUAACAGAGAUACGUUUUUAUUCUACCAUUAUUCUAUAUAAAAAUUUCUAUUUUAAUAUUUUCAUUUUUUUUUCCAUUAAAUAAUCGUAUUAAAUAUAUAAAUAUUUUUUUAUUGUUACAAAUAAUUAAUAUAAUAAUCAUUAUAAUAUAAAAAAGUAAUAUGGAAAAAGAAAAAAUUUUUUAUUUUUUACAUUUAUAAUAUUUUUAAUAUUAAAGCAAAUUUUGAUUAUAUAUUAUUCUUAAAUUAUUGUUAAGUGUGAAAAUAUACACUUAAAUCAAAACAAAAUUUCUUUUAAAGUUUUUGUGUAUAUUUUUUCAAUUUAUAUAUAUAAUUUAAUGCUAAUAAUAUAUAAUUCAAACAAAUGCAUAUCUUAAACUUUCGAAUUAAUAUAUUAAAUUUUUUUAGAAAUUGUAAAUAAUGUUUUUUUUUGAAAAAGAUUUAAUAUAAAAAUACGGUAGAGAUUAUGUAUAAAAUAAUCAUAUAUAUUUUCAAAAGUAUGUUCUACAUGAAUUAGAUCAAUUUUUUUAUUAUUAUUAUCAAAUUUUUAUUAUCAUAAUUUAAUCAAUACAAUAGUUCGAAUAUUAUAACAUUGAUUUGUUGUUUAUUAUUCAAAUUUUCAUUAUUAUUUUUAAUAAAUUUUUUGGAUAUUAUGAUAUGAUACAAGAUUUAAUUAUUACAAGGAUUAUCAAUUUUCAAUAUAAAAUUUAUGUCAUUAAUUUUUUUUAAUAAUAGAUAUUAAAUUUCCAGAAUUAUAAUAUCAUUUGUAAAUGUAGUUUCAUAAAAAUAAUGAAGUAUUUUUGUUUAUAAUAUGUUAAGACAAUAUGGUUUUUAUUAUAAAUGUAUUUAAUGAAAUUCAGUGAUUAAAUUAUAAAUAUAUAUUACGUGUAUAUAUGUGUAUAUAUAUAUACACAUAUAUACACGUAAUAUAAUAUAUAUAUAUAUAAAAUACUUUGAUUUUACAAUCAAAGUAAAUUAGUUCCAUAAUUUUUUUUCUAGUUUAGAUAAGCAUUAUUCGAGUUUCAUCGAAAACAGUUCCAAGUUAGUGCCAUAAUUGAUAAAUAUACGUGCUUUAUCUAAGUUUAUUUAAAUAAGGAAAUGAUAAUGAAUAUUAAUUUUUAUUCAAUAUAUUUUCAGCUUCAACUGAUUUAAAAAAAAUAUUCAAGAUAUGUUAUAUAUAGUUCUUAAUUUUAAAUUAAGUUAAAAUUUAUCUAUGUAAUAUCAUAAAAUACAAUGUUCAGGGUAAUUCAAUUGAAAUCACAAAGGAUCCAGUAAUGUUUGAGAUAUUUGCAAGCUAAUUUUCCUAAGGUUAGUCGAAAUGAACAUAGUCUAUUAUAAUUGUGAACUUUCGCAUUCAUAUAUCAAAUAUUAUGUAUCCAUCAUACAAUAUAUGUACGUUUAUAUUAUGUCCUGCGUGCGCGUGCUUACAUGAAUGUCUACGUACAUAUUUAGAAAUGUAUUUAUACAGAAUGAUAGCAUUAAGACUGAAAACUUAAAGAAUCCAGUUUUCAGUUCCUUCUUCGAUUUUCUUAAUCGAUAUCAAUAUCACCCGUGGUAUAUAUAAUUGAUAGAAUUGAAAGAGGAAAUGUAAAAGAUGAUGGACUUUGAUACGACAUACAAUUUAUAAUGGUAAUUUUUGAAGAUAAAUUAAGAUUUGACGAAUGAAUCAACGAUUUUUAAAAAUAUCUGCUCAUUAGAAAUUUCUAUAUCUGUGUAUCUAUGUAAAUUAGUCUUCAAGUUUAUGUGAUAUAUGUUUUUAUUUGUUUAAUGUUAAAAAAAAUAUUCAUAUUAAAAUUUAAUCUGUACAGUUAUAAAUGACCAUUUUUAAUGUGCUAAUAUCAAAUUAUUUUGUAAAAUUGUGAAUAUGCUGUGAUUAUUUAAAGAAAUUGACCGAAUCUCAGUCACUUCGAAAUUUAAAAUGGUCAUUUCAUAUUUACUAUAAUUAAUUAUUUUUUGCGAACUCUUUCAGUGAUAAGCGUAAUAUUUAAAAUUUUUUACAAAAACAUUAUUACUUUUUGCAGAAGGAAUAAAUAAGAUAAACAUGAUUGAAAAAAAACUUUGAUUUGUGUUAUUAUUGCAAAUUAAGUUAUCAAAUUUCGGACUCGGUAUUCUCACUGAAAGAGUUAAAAGAAAUGAUAUCCAAGUAUAUACAUUUAUGUAUGAUAAUCAGUCAAUUGCAAGAUACUUUAUCAUAUUACAACAUAGUAUUAUAGGAUGUUGUAAACGGCGAUCGAUAGUUUGUGUACAACUCUUUUAAAAUAAAAUGAAUAAAGAAUGUAUAAAUACAAAUAAAGUCUGAAAAAAGACAAAACUAGUAUUACAAA